Messenger RNA from Telopea speciosissima, 1699 nucleotides. Its product is annotated as protein DETOXIFICATION 16-like. Gene Ontology annotation, molecular function: antiporter activity; xenobiotic transmembrane transporter activity. Bases 254 to 1537 code for a protein of 427 amino acids. Gene Ontology annotation, cellular component: membrane. The transcript has 8 exons. The record is from RefSeq and is a predicted model, not a curated record. Gene Ontology annotation, biological process: xenobiotic detoxification by transmembrane export across the plasma membrane. Lineage: Eukaryota; Viridiplantae; Streptophyta; Magnoliopsida; Proteales; Proteaceae.
UGUUCCAUUAUUAGAUCCUAUAGAAAUCAAAGGAAAACAAGGAAGGACGACAGAAACGGAUGGAGCAGAAGCAGCAACUUCCCAAGCUCUUCUCCUGUCAAACACUGAAGUCAACCUUGAUUCGGGUGAGGAAAUCUCCGAAGAAGCUGGUUGGACAAAGAAAUUUGUUGCAGAGGCAAAGCAGCAGCUAUGGCUAGCUGGUCCUCUCAUUGGGGUUAGCUUAUUACAAUACUUUCUGCAGAUAAUUUCUAUCAUGUUCGUCGGUCACCUUGGUGAGCUUCCUCUAUCUGGUGCUUCCAUGGCUACUUCUUUCGCCUCAGUUACUGGUUUUAGUUUGUUGUUAGGAAUGGGAAGUGCAUUGGAGACAUUGUGUGGCCAAGCAUACGGAGCGAAACAGUAUCAUAUGCUGGGGGUUCAUAUGCAGAGGGCAAUUUUAGUCCUUUUAGUAGUUAGUAUUCCCCUUGCUUUCAUCUGGUUCUACACAAGCCAAAUUCUCAUAGCCUUUGGGCAAGAUUUUGAAAUAUCGAAAGAAGCAGGGAAGUUUACUCGUUGGUUGAUUCCAAGUCUUUUUGCUCAUGGAAUUAUUCAAUGUAUGAUCAGAUUCUUACAAGCCCAAAACAUUGUCUUUCCCAUGAUGAUUACUUCUGGAUUUACAGCUCUACUCCACAUCCUCAUUUGUUGGCUUUUAGUAUACAAAUCUAGCUUUGGCAUGGAAGGUGCGGCUUUGGCAAUCUCCAUCUCCUAUUGGAUCAAUGUGUUGCUUUUAGCAUUUUACAUCAAAUCAUCUCCCACUUGCAAGAUGACUUGGACUGGAUUUUCAAAGAAGGCAUUGCAUGAUAUUUUCGAUUUUCUAAAACUUGCUAUUCCUUCAGCUAUUAUGAUCUGCUUGGAAUAUUGGUCAUUUGAGAUGGUGGUUCUCCUAUCUGGUCGCCUUCCUAAUCCAAAGCUGGAGACAUCUGUGUUGUCUAUAAGCCUUAACACAUGUUGGAUGGUCUAUACAAUCUCUGUUGGUGUAGGUGGUGCUGUAAGUACACGGGUCUCAAAUGAACUGGGGGCUGGACAAGCACAAAGGGCACGCUUGGCAGUAUAUGUUGUGACUGCCAUUGCUUUGACAGAGGGUGUGACAGUGGCAACCAUCACUUUUUUGGUUCGUGGUGUUUGGGGCAGAUUAUAUAGUAAUGAAGAAGAAGUGAUCAAAUAUGUGUCAUCCAUGAUGCUAUUACUUGCAGUCUCUAACUUCUUGGAUGGACUCCAGUGUGUGCUUUCAGGUGCUGCAAGAGGGUGUGGAUGGCAAAAUACCUGUUCAGUUAUCAAUGUUGUAGCUUAUUAUGUUGUGGGCAUUCCUUUAGCUAUCCUGUUUGCUUUUGUGUUGCAUAUUGGAGGAAAGGGUCUUUGGCUGGGGAUCAUAUGUGCACUCUUUACACAAUUGGUGUUUCUUGUUCUCCUAAAUCUGCAUACUAAUUGGGAGGAAGAGGCAAGGAAAGCUAAAGACAGGGUUGACAAUAAUUGCGUCCCAAGUAUUGAUUUGGCAUCAUAGAGUUGGGCUUUGUCAAGAUGUUCAAGGUUGGGCCUGGGUAUGAUAUAUUGGUGUUAUGGGCCCAUCGAUUAAAGGGUGCUUUAGCUCAUUAGGUAUACAAUAUUUGAUCAUUUGAAAUAGAAAUCACAUUGAUUUGAAAUGUAUUACAUUGAGAAACAAGAA